Molecule: messenger RNA, 3932 nt
Organism: Suricata suricatta (meerkat)
Lineage: Eukaryota; Metazoa; Chordata; Mammalia; Carnivora; Herpestidae
Gene: RNPEPL1
Product: arginyl aminopeptidase like 1
Exons: 18
Coding region: 1-3285 (1094 amino acids)
Biological process (GO): protein dephosphorylation; proteolysis
Molecular function (GO): metalloaminopeptidase activity; zinc ion binding; protein tyrosine/serine/threonine phosphatase activity
Source: RefSeq, a predicted model, not a curated record
AUGGAGGCCGCGGUGCGCGCCGGCGGCGCCUGCCUGGUCUACUGCAAGAACGGCCGCAGCCGCUCGGCCACCGUGUGCACCGCCUACCUCAUGCGGCACCGCGGCCUCAGCUUGGCGCAGGCCUUCCAGGCGGUGAAGAGUGCUCGCCCGGUGGCCGAGCCCAACCCUGGGUUCUGGUCUCAGCUCCAGAAGUACGAGGAGGCCCUGCAGUCCCUGUCCCGCCCGCCGAGCACCUCGCUGGUCCUGGUCCGUCCUCACGCCUUCGUUCUUAGGGGCCUGAGUGGCGCCGCCUGCGUCAGCGCUGUGGCCACCGUCACCUCUACCCUGCAAGCAGGAUCACUGAAUGCAUCAGGAGAAUGUCCUGAGCUCAGUGUCCUCCUGGCAACUCUGACCCAGUCCAUUGGCCCCGACUCCAAGCGUACCCGGGCCUGGUGGGCCGGCACCCAGCCCCUCUCCGGGUUGCCAGUCGGCAGCCCUCCUCUGCAUGUGCUGCAUCCUGUCACACCCUGCCUGCCGCUCACUGCCACCAAGCCCACUUCUUCCACGGCCGUUACUCCCUCCAAGCCCCUCGCACCUUUCCGUCAACCCCUUGCCCUAAGGAAGCUGUUGCCAUUUCUCCAAUUAGCAGUUCUGUUUGAGAACCAGCGAGCCGCGGCCUUUGGUGAGGCCCGCUCUCCCGAGGACCCCUGCCUGCCGGACAUCCCCCUGGCAGUGCACAACGUCCCCCCUCCCGGCUUGCUGUCCGACCCCGCAUACAGUACCCUAUCCGCGCACACCGUCCCGGGUCCCCUGCCCCGCGUCGCGCCCAGCACCCCAACCCCUCACACGUUGCCCUCGGACCUGCACUCGGGGCCCCCCCUCGCGGAGCCUCCGGCUUCCCCAGCCCGGCCCCCGCUUGAAAAGAAGCCCACCUUCCGGAGCCCCGCCGCGGCCCUGCUGCCCCGGCCCGGCCGGACCCGCUGCGAGGCGGGUGCCCGCGUCUGUGAACCAUACCCCGACCCCGGUCGCGGGGACAAGCACCGCGGCAGUUCCCGAAGCCCGGUGUCGCAGGCCCCCAAGCCUGCCCUCCCGCGAAGCUUCGCCGCUCCAGGACCUCCGCACCCCCCAGGGACCGCCCAUUGGUCCCCGCCCACCCCACUGCAGCCAAUCCCACUCCCAACCACGAGCCCAACCAAUGGCCGCCUUCGCCAUCCGCAGCCAAUCGGGGAAGGAGCCCCGCUCCGGCCGGCCAAUGGGGAGGGCGCCCGGGAGACCUUUAGGACCCGGGGGUGCCCGGCGGCCGCCCAAACUAGACCCGCGGGCCCGGGCCCGAGCGCCGGUUAUGGACUCAGGAGGGUCCGGCCGCUGCGGAGCCCCCGGGGGCGCCUCGCCCGCGCCGCCGCCCUUUGCACGCGUCGCCCCGUCACUUUUUCUCGGGAGUGCGCGCGCCGCGGCCGCGCCGGAGCUGCUGGAGCGCGCGGGCCCCCGCUGCCCGCCUUCCCCGAGGCGCCCGGCGCCGAGCCCGACUGCUGCCCGCUGGCCUUCAGGGUGGACCCGUUCACCGACUACGGCUCCUCGCUCACCGUCACCCUGCCGCCCGAGCUGCAGGCGCACCAGCCCUUCCAGGUCAUCCUGCGCUACACCUCGACCGACGCCCCCGCCAUCUGGUGGCUGGACCCCGAGCUGACCUACGGCAACGCCAAGCCCUUCGUGUUCACCCAGGGCCACUCGGUGUGCAACCGCUCCUUCUUCCCCUGCUUCGACACACCCGCCGUCAAGUGCACCUACUCGGCUGUCGUCAAGGCCCCGUCAGGGGUGCAGGUGCUGAUGAGUGCCACGCAGAGCACGUACGUGGAGGAGGAGGGCGUCUACCACUUCCACAUGGAGCACCCUGUGCCCGCCUACCUCGUGGCCCUCGUGGCCGGGGACCUCCAGCCGGCAGACAUCGGGCCUAGGAGCCGCGUGUGGGCCGAGCCGUGCCUCCUGCCCACGGCCACCAGCAAGCUGUCGGGCGCGGUGGAGCAGUGGCUGAGCGCAGCCGAGCGGCUGUACGGGCCCUACAUGUGGGGCAGGUACGACAUUGUCUUCCUGCCGCCCUCCUUCCCCAUCGUCGCCAUGGAGAACCCCUGCCUCACCUUCAUCAUCUCCUCCAUCCUGGAGAGCGACGAGUUCCUGGUCAUCGACGUCAUCCACGAGGUGGCCCACAGCUGGUUCGGCAAUGCCGUCACCAAUGCCACGUGGGAGGAGAUGUGGCUGAGCGAGGGCCUGGCCACCUAUGCCCAGCGCCGCAUCACCACUGAGACCUACGGGGCUGCCUUCACCUGUCUGGAGACGGCCUUCCGCCUGGAUGCCCUGCACAGGCAGAUGAAGCUGCUCGGGGAGGACAGUCCGGUCAGCAAGCUGCAGGUCAAGCUGGAGCCAGGAGUGAACCCCAGCCACCUGAUGAACCUGUUCACCUACGAGAAGGGCUAUUGCUUCGUGUACUACCUGUCCCAGCUGUGCGGUGACCCCCAGCGCUUUGACGACUUUCUCCGAGCCUACGUGGAGAAGUACAAGUUCACCAGCGUGGUGGCCCGGGACCUGCUGGACUCCUUCCUGAGCUUCUUCCCAGAGCUGAAGGAGCAAAGUGUGGACUGCCGGGCAGGGCUGGAGUUCGAGCGCUGGCUCAACGCCACGGGCCCCCCGCUGGCCGAGCCAGACCUGUCUCAGGGAUCCAGCCUGACUCGGCCCGUGGAGGCCCUCUUCCAGCUGUGGACUGCAGAGCCUCUGGACCAGGCGGCCGCCUCCGCCAGUGCCAUCGACAUCUCCAAGUGGAGGACCUUCCAGACAGCGCUCUUCCUGGACCGUCUCCUGGAUGGGUCCCCGCUGCCCCAGGAGGUGGUGAUGCGCCUGUCCAAGUGCUACUCGUCCCUGCUGGACUCCAUGAACGCCGAGAUACGGAUCCGCUGGCUGCAGAUCGUGGUCCGCAACGACUACUACCCUGACCUCCACCGGGUCCGGAGGUUCCUCGAGAGCCAGAUGUCCCGCAUGUACACCAUCCCACUCUACGAGGACCUCUGCACCGGCGCCCUCAAGUCCUUCGCCCUGGAGGUGUUCUACCAGACCCAGGGCCGGCUUCACCCCAACCUGCGCAGGACCAUCCAGCAGAUCCUGUCCCAGGGCCUGGGCCCCGGCGCCGAGCCCAGCGCGGAGCAGGCCGCUGCCGGACCCGACUCAGAGGUGGACCCAGACGCGCCGGCCCUGCUGCUCGGGGACGAGGCCCCCGGCGGCGCCAUUUCUCUCAGGGACGUCAACGUGUCUGCCUAGCCCUGACCUCCCAGACACCACGAUUGUGCCUUCUGCGGCCCGGGCCCGCCGUGACUGUGCCUCGGCUCUGGCCGCGAGCUCCCCACUGCCGGCUCCGCCAGGGACUUCCUCCCGGGCGGCGAGGCCGGUGGACCUGGUCCCCCCAGCGCUCUUGCACUGCAGGCCCCGGAGAGGCCAGCACACGCCAUACCUGUCUCGACACUGACUGCUGGGCACUGCCCCCGGGGUGACAGCCCCGCAGUCCCACGGCGACUGCCACACUGUGCCUUAGGUGGCUGGAAGUCCAGGCCACGCCGUCCUCACACAGGCCUCCUGUUCGCGGAGUCCCGCACCCACCACUGGGGUCGGCAGCCUCAGGUGCCCCUGGCAGAGGACAAGGACACAGACAUGCCCUUAGUGUAGGGUCAGGGGACACUGAGGAGAAGAGGGUGGACCUCCCUGCGGAGGGCUCCCCGGAAAGCCUUAGCCCCUCAGGGAACACGGGGUGCCAGCCCCCAGGACAGUCUGCCUCUGGGCUGUAACACCCCCCAGGGAGGAGAGCAGGGGGGCUGGUGCUCUUCUCAGGCCCACCGUGCGGGGAGAGGCCUGGGCGCCCUGUACCGGCUCACCAUGAUCGUCCCAUUAAACCUCCACUCUGCAAACAGCCA